GCCCCCCGGCCCGCGAGCCGCCCCCCCACCCUCGUCGGCCGGGCAGGAAGUGACAAGGCCCCGAGCGAGCCCCGAGGCCUGGCCCAGCCGGGCGGGGCGGGGAGCGGCGGCCGCUCCGGGCACCUCCCACCCCGCCCCUCCAGGAAGGGGAGGAGGCGAGGGGAGCCCGCCGCCGACGAGGCCCGAGCGAGCCCCCCGCCCCAGCCUGGCGGCGACUCGGCUCGCGGAGGGGAGGGGUUGGUGGCGGUGGUGGCGGCGGUGGUGGACGGCGCGCGGCCCAUGAGGUGGACGCCCCCUCGGGAGGACGCGGGUGCCGCGAGCCAGGCGCGAAGGUCUUGAGUCCGAGCACCACCCUUGGGCACUCUGGGACGCUGUCAUGGAGACUGAGAGCGAGCAGAACUCCAACUCCACCAAUGGCAGUUCCAGCUCUGGGGGCAGCUCACGGCCCCAGAUAGCUCAGAUGUCCCUGUACGAGCGACAGGCAGUGCAGGCUCUGCAGGCAUUACAGCGGCAGCCCAAUGCAGCUCAGUACUUCCACCAGUUCAUGCUGCAGCAGCAGCUCAGCAAUGCCCAGCUGCACAGCCUGGCUGCCGUCCAGCAGGCCACCAUUGCUGCCAGUCGGCAGGCGAGCUCCCCAAAUACCAGCACUGCCCAGCAGCAGGCCACCACCUCACAGGCCUCCAUCAACCUGGCCACUACGUCGGCCGCACAGCUCAUCAGCCGGUCCCAGAGUGUGAGCUCUCCCAGUGCCACCACCUUGACCCAGUCUGUGUUACUGGGGAACACCACCUCCCCACCCCUCAACCAGUCCCAGGCCCAGAUGUACCUACGGCCACAGCUGGGAAACCUGUUGCAGGUAAACCGGACCCUGGGCCGGAAUGUGCCUCUAGCCUCCCAACUCAUCCUGAUGCCUAAUGGGGCGGUGGCUGCAGUCCAGCAGGAGGUACCAUCUGCUCAGUCUCCUGGAGUCCAUGCAGAUGCUGAUCAGGUUCAGAACUUGGCAGUGAGGAACCAACAGGCCUCAGCUCAAGGAUCCCAAAUGCCAGGCUCCACUCAGAAGGCCAUUCCUCCUGGAGCCUCCCCUGUCUCUAGCCUCUCUCAGGCCUCUAACCAGGCCUUAGCUGUGGCACAGGCCUCCUCCGGGACCUCAGGCCAGUCCCUCAACCUUAGUCAAGCUGGUGGAGGCAGUGGAAAUAGCAUGCCAGGGUCCCUGGGGCCAGGGGGAGGUGGCCAGGCCCCUGCAGGUUUGGGUCAGUUGUCGUCCUCAGGGAUGGGCGGUGGAAGCUGUCCCAGGAAGGGCACUGGAGUGGUGCAGCCCUUGCCUGCAGCCCAAACAGUGACUGUGAGCCAAGGCAGCCAGACUGAGGCCGACAGUGCAGCGGCCAAGAAGGCAGAAGCAGAUGGGAGUGGUCAGCAGAACGUAGGCAUGAACCUGACACGGACAGCCACACCUGCCCCCAGCCAGACACUUAUUAGUUCAGCCACGUACACGCAGAUCCAGCCCCAUUCACUGAUUCAGCAACAGCAGCAGAUCCACCUGCAGCAGAAACAGGUGGUGAUCCAGCAGCAGAUUGCCAUCCACCACCAGCAGCAGUUCCAGCAUCGGCAGUCUCAGCUCCUUCACACGGCUACACACCUCCAGCUGGCCCAGCAGCAGCAGCAACAGCAGCAGCAGCAGCAAACUACAACCCUCCCUGCCCCCCAGCCACCACAGGUCCCACCUACUCAGCAGGUCCCCCCUUCUCAGUCCCAGCAGCAAGCCCAAACCCUUGUCGUUCAACCCAUGCUUCAGUCUUCAGCCCUGUCCCUGCCACCUGACCCAGCUGCCAAGCCACCCAUUCCCAUCCAGUCCAAACCACCUGCAGCGCCCAUCAAACCUCCUCAGUUGGGGGCUGCCAAAAUGUCAGCUGCCCAGCAACCACCCCCCCAUAUCCCUGUGCAAGUGGUGGGCACCCGGCAGCCAGGUACAGCCCAGGCACAGGCUUUGGGGUUGGCACAACUGGCAGCCACUGUACCCACUUCGCGGGGAAUGCCAGGUGCAAUGCAGCCUGGUCAAGCCCAUUUGGCCUCCUCACCACCUUCCUCCCAGGCUCCUGGCGCCCUGCAGGAGUGCUCUCCUACACUGGCCCCUGGGGUGACCCUUGCUCCUGUGCAAGGGACAACGCAUGUGGGAAAGGGUGGAGCUUCCACCUCCUCGCCUGUCAUGGCCCAGGUCCCUGCCGCCUUCUACAUGCAGUCUGUGCACCUGUCGGGUAAACCUCAGACAUUGUCUGUUAAGCGCAAGGCCGAGUCUGAGGAGGACCGAGACGAUGUCUCCACAUUGGGUUUGGGGCUUCCACCCAAGGCGUCUCCUGCAGCAGAGAGCCCGCAGGUCCUGGAAGAGAAGAGCAGUCUUGGAGAGAAAGCUGAACCAGUGGCCAGUGUGAAUACUAACACCCCAAGCAGUGAACUCUUAGCCUUGACCCCUGCCCCGUCAGCUCCACCUCCUACGCUAGCCAUGGUCUCCAGACAGAUGGGUGACUCGAAACCCCCACAGGCCAUUGUGAAGCCCCAGAUUCUCACCCACAUCAUUGAAGGCUUUGUCAUCCAGGAAGGAGCAGAACCUUUCCCGGUGGGUUGUUCUCAGUUACUGAAGGAGUCUGAGAAGCCACUGCAGACUGGCCUCCCAACAGGACUCAGUGAGACUCCUUCAAGUGACCCCUUGGGAGGGGACAGCCCGUCUGCUGAGCUGGAUAAGAAGACGAGUCUCCUCAAGUGCGAGUACUGCGGGAAGUACGCCCCUGCUGAGCAGUUUCGUGGCUCCAAGAGGUUCUGCUCCGUGACUUGCGCUAAGAGGUACAACGUGAGCUGUAGCCACCAGUUCCGGUUGAAGAGGAAAAAGAUGAAGGAGUUUCAAGAAGCCAACUAUGCUCGUGUUCGCAGGCGUGGACCCCGUCGCAGCUCCUCAGACAUCGCCCGGGCCAAGAUCCAGGGCAAGCGCCACCGGGGUCAAGAGGACUCUAGCCGGGGGUCAGAUAAUUCCAGUUACGAUGAAGCACUCUCUCCAACAUCUCCUGGGCCGUUAUCUGUACGAGCUGGGCACGGAGAGCGUGACCUGGGGAACCCCAUCACAGCUCCACCUACACCAGAAUUACAUGGCAUCAACCCUGUGUUCCUGUCCAGCAAUCCUAGCCGUUGGAGUGUAGAAGAGGUGUAUGAAUUUAUCGCUUCUCUCCAAGGGUGCCAAGAGAUUGCAGAGGAGUUUCGCUCCCAAGAGAUUGAUGGACAGGCCCUUUUAUUACUAAAGGAAGAGCAUCUUAUGAGUGCCAUGAACAUCAAGUUGGGCCCUGCCCUCAAGAUCUGCGCCAAGAUCAACGUCCUUAAGGAGACCUAAGAUGACUCUUGCACAAGUGGGCCCAAGGCAGACGCUCCCUUCUGUGUGGGCUGUAGUCUGGUGCCAACAGAGACUGCAGGGAGGACCGCUCAGAUCACCUAACCUUCUGAGGGGACUGUCGGGACAGGGAAGAAGAAAUGUGAGGAUUUGUUGCUGGUGCUACAUGUGGCAGCUCUGACAUUUUCUCUGGGUUCUGCUUUACUUUUGAACCUCAUUUCACAAUGCUCGCCAUUCUCUGCCUGCAGAGGCGGUCUAGAGAAAGAACUAGGGCUGCUCAGAGCAUCAAGAAAGGGUCUCGGUUCUCCGGAGUGGCAGUAUAUAGGCUGUGCUGAGGCAAGGGAUGGGAGGAGCACAGAUUUGCCUCCCCAAGGGGAGAGGUAGGGUGGCCCGUCCCGUCUUCCCUCUGGAUUGUCCCCCUUGUGACCACUCCCUUAGUGUUAUUACUUCCUGCAUCCCGCAGGGGCACCAGUCCGCGGAGAUCUGGUUGGCAUCAUUCAGAUUUGCUGCAGGGACUCCCAAGUGUAUGAC
Molecule: messenger RNA, 3901 nt
Organism: Ochotona princeps (American pika)
Lineage: Eukaryota; Metazoa; Chordata; Mammalia; Lagomorpha; Ochotonidae
Gene: PHC1
Product: polyhomeotic homolog 1
Exons: 15
Coding region: 377-3373 (998 amino acids)
Cellular component (GO): nucleus; PRC1 complex
Molecular function (GO): protein binding; zinc ion binding
Source: RefSeq, a predicted model, not a curated record